Mus musculus (house mouse) is the source of this 11029-nucleotide messenger RNA. It is a transcript of the gene Pcnt, whose product is annotated as pericentrin (kendrin). Bases 1537 to 10554 code for a protein of 3005 amino acids. NCBI's taxonomy places the organism in Eukaryota, Metazoa, Chordata, Mammalia, Rodentia, Muridae. The transcript is spliced from 43 exons. Gene Ontology annotation, cellular component: cytoplasm; centrosome; microtubule organizing center. Gene Ontology annotation, biological process: signal transduction. Gene Ontology annotation, molecular function: molecular adaptor activity. The record is from RefSeq and is a predicted model, not a curated record.
CCUCUGAACUGGAGUAACAAUUGUGAGCCACCAUUGGGUACUGCGAAUCAACUGGGGGUUCUCUGGAAGAGCAGCUAAUGCUCUUAACUGCUGAUCUCUCCAGUCCUUUAAGUUUUGAUAUGUAAAAUAUGACCGACCACCCUUCAAACAUUCCUUAAAUAUUGCAUGGCUCAAAGACUGAGACCAACAUAUCCUAGAGGAUAGGUCUGUCCAGAGGGACCCCCACCCACUCAGUGUUUUCAUCAGUGCAAGAGACACUUCCUAAGAGGCUUGAAGUCUUUUGAGUCAUGAAAGUGAAACAAUUUAUUUUUUGGAUCUUGUAAAGUUGGGUGUCAGCCUAGAGAGAAGGCAAAAACGGCUGUCAUGCAGAUUUGGUAUAAAAUAGGUUUUAUAGCCCUUACGGCAUUUCCCUGUUCCCAAAUUCCACACUACUGAGUUCUUCAGGAGGAUUCAUUCUUAUAGGCAUUACCCUCUCUCCAGCUUCCCUAUCCUAUCCGUGCAGGAUGCAAAGCUCUUGACAUAUAUCCUGGAGCUCAGAUCCUCUCCUUUUAUGUUAGUCAUGUUAACAGCCUGCAACGUUUCAACCCAAUGAUAAAUUAAUAAAUGUUAGGCAAGAAAGAACCUGCUGCCGGCUAGGGAAUCCAAGGGCCCAAUCCUCCUAAUUUCCUGUAAUCCACCGAUGAGCUUUAAACGCGCCUCUUACUACAAAUGGACCAUAGUUUCUUUAUUUCCUUAUGGCAGAAAGACUUUCCUGGUAGAGGUGAUGGAUGGAGUGAGAGUCAGGUGCCUGAACACACAGCGACUCUGUACAUUGAAGCGUGUGCGUGAAUGCAAAACGGCCCUGGGUGGCAACUCUGGGGUCCACUGGGGACAGCGGUCUAAGUUUUAGGUGUCAUUCAAUGAGUAACUCUGGCUAUACUCUGUUCUUUGGAUUUGGAUUGAAGACAGGGGACCGUGUUCAGGAGGGGCCGAAGUGGUCAAAGAAGGGAAGCAGGACUCCCAGUUGACUGCACCUGAGAACCAAAAGUGGGGGCUGGUGGAUCCUAGAGGAUGCCCCAGUGUUCGCAGAAACACAUCGCGACAGAAAAAACGACUUUGGCAAAGUGCGGGAGAGAGUGCCCAGAGCGCACCGGAGGCAUGGAGAGCCGCUGGUAUGUAAGUCCUCCUCCUGUCGGGAGAGGGCGAUAGGUAGCACCGCCUCGGGAAAACGGUUUGUCCAAACCUUCCCGCCGCCCAGUCGACGAACGCCCGCGAGCCCCGGGAACGCCGCGCCUCGCUCAUUGGCGUGGAUGAAGAGGGUGGAGAGCGUCGGCGUACCAAUUGGGGACCAGAGAGAUGGCUCUCCGCCCUUGGAGCGUCAGCGGAGCGCGCGUGCGCAAGGCCACACGGGGCUCCGGAUUGGCGGGGCGAAGCUGACAGUUGUGUGUAUGGGGGGUGGGGAGGCGAGUGGGUGAAGGGAGGGAGUGUAAAUAGAGCGAAGGCGGUGUCGCCGCCGCCCUGUCACCUCCGAGCGACUCGCCGGGAGCCCAGGUGGAGAUGGAAGACGAGCAGGAGCAGCGGCGCAGGAAGGUGGAGGCUGGGAGAGCCAAGCUUGCUAACUUCCGACAGAGAAAAACAAAAGGUGACUGUCCGAAUUCGAAGAAAAAGACGGCGAAGAGGAAGGGUUCGGCUGUCCAUGCGUCUGUCCAGGAGGAGGGUUCGGUAGCCACUCCCAACAGCGAGCUCCCCCAAGGAGGGGCGGUCUUUGAAAGCCCAUCAUGCAGCAACACCCUGGAGGGGACCAGAGGGGCAUCUGCAGCUCAGGAACAAGAAGACUGUGAACUGGAUGUGACUGACCUGCAGGGACAGCAGCAGACACAGCCACCGCCACCCCAGACAGCCCACAGCCUGGAGCUAGAAGCGCUGCGCUUGAGCCUGAACAACAUGCACACAGCGCAGCUGGAGCUGACGCAGGCCAACCUGCAGAAGGAAAAGGAGACAGCGUUGACGGAGCUUCGGGAAAUGCUCAAUGGCCGGCGGGCACAGGAGCUGGCCCUGCUGCAAAGUCGGCAGCAGUGCGAACUGGAGCUGCUGCGAGAGCAGCACGCCCGCGAGAAGGAAGAGAUGGCGCUCCGCAGCGGGCAAGAAGCAGCUGAGCUGAAGGAGAAGUUACGGUCAGAAAUGGAGAAAAACGCCCAGACGAUCGAGACCCUGAAGCAAGAUUGGGAAUCCGAAAGAGAGUUAUGUUUGGAAAACCUCCGCCAGGAAUUGUCGUUGAAGCAUCAGUCGGAGAUGGAGGGUUUGCAGAGCCAGUUUCAGAAGGAAUUGUCAGAACAGAAGGUUGAAUUGGAGAAGAUUUUCCAGGCCAAACAUGAGGCUGAAGUUUCCCUGAAGAACCUGGAGGCUCAACACCAGGCGGCCAUCAAGAAGCUGCAAGAAGACCUGCAGUCAGAGCACUGCCAGUAUUUACAAGAUCUAGAGCAGAAAUUCCGAGAAAAGGAAAAAGCAAAAGAGUUGGAGUUAGAGACCCUUCAGGCAUCCUAUGAAGACCUAAAGGCACAGUCCCAAGAAGAGAUCAGACUCCUUUGGUCCCAGCUUGAGUCUAUGAAAACCAACAGAGAGGAACUGAAUGGGUCAUGGGAUCCAGUGCUGGCCCAGGCCUCUCACCUGGAGGAGCUGGAGCACCUGCGGUCGGGUUUCGCUCAGCAGCAGCAGCAAGAGCGAGCCCAGCACGAGUCUGAGCUGGAGCACCUGAGGGUCUAUUUUGAGAAGAAGUUGAAGGAUGCCGAGAAGACAUACCAAGAAGACCUGACUGUGUUCCAGCAAAGGCUGCAGGAGGCAAGGGAGGAUUCUCUGGAGUCUACAGAAAUCAGUUCGUCCUGUGUGCUUCCGGAGGAGACAUCUGGGAGAGAAGGAAAGGAGCCACCAGAUCCACUUGAUCUUCAGCUUGGGCAGCCGAAGGUCCAGGAGAGUCUGGUUGAAGACUGUCAGGUGAAACUCAGUAAAGCCGAGGAGAAGAUUCAGCAAAUGAAAGAGGAGUUCCAAAAGAAGGAAGCCGAGUGGGAGCUUUCCCGGGAGGAACUAAAGAGAGAAGCUGAAGAGAGAUUAGCCUCCAUGUUUCUGGAGCUGAGAGAAAAGGCUGAGUCUGAGAAACUGUCCAUAAUCAGCAGGUUUGAACAUCGGGAGUCCAGCAUGAGGCACCUGCAGGACCAGCAGGCCGCCCAGAUCUUAGACCUGGAGAGAUCUCUGAUGGAGCAGCAGGGUCACCUGAGGCAGCUGGAACAAGAACUCACUCGAGAUGACCUUCUGCCAUGCAGCCAGUGUGGCCAGGAGCCCGCCAUGGCCCAGGAGGAGAAGAAUGGCGCGCUCCUCCGAGAGAAGGAAGACUGUGCUCUGCAGCUGCUGAUGGCCCAGAACAGGUUUUUGGAAGAGCGGAAAGAGAUCAUGGAGAAGUUUGCCAAGGAGCAAGAUGCCUUUCUUCGAGACGCCCAGGAGAAGCACAACCACGAGCUGCAGCUCCUUCAGCAGGGACACCAGCAGCAGCUCCUGGCUCUGAGGAUGGAGCUUGAAACCAAGCACCGCUCUGAGCUCACAGAGCAGCUCGCCUCCUCCGAGAGCAGGCGGCAGGCGCUCCUUGAGACUCACGUGGCCGAGCUGCAGGUAAAACACAAUGCUGAAAUUAGCGCCUUGGAGAAGAGACACCUCUCCAACCUGGAUGAGUUAGAGUCCUGUUACGUGGCCGACGUUCAGACUAUUCGGGAUGAGCACCAACAGGCUUUGGAGCUCUUGCGAGCGGAGCUGGAGGAGCAGCUACAGAAAAAGGAGUCUUGUCACAGAGAGAUGUUGACGCAGGAGCUGGAAAACCUGAAACGCCAACAUGCUGAAGAGCUUCAGUCCGUAAGAGAUAGCCUGAGAAUGGAAAUGAGUGCCCAGCACAUAGAGAACGGGAAAGGGCCGGCCGCUGACUUGCAAGGAGCACACCAGCAGCAAGACCCGGCCAUGGCUCUGCACAAUGAAGGGCACCUGCUGGUGGAGGAUGGCGAUGCAGUCUUGCGUAGUGUGGACGCUGAGGGCCUGCUGCACCAAGCUGGACCUCAGGAGCUGGGAGACGCGCACACAGUUGAAAUGCAGAAGUCACAAGCAGAGUUGGCCAAACCCCAGGAGCUGCAGGCAUCACAGGACCAGGUUGCACAGGUGAGAGACAAGGUCUUCCUGCUGAACCGGGAGUUAGAAGAGUGCCGAGCGGAGCUGGAGCAGCUACAGCAGAGGCGGGAACGGGAGAACCAGGAGGGCACCACGCUGAUCUGCAUGCUCAGGGCUGACCUGGAGCUGGCUCAGGGCGAAGGGAAAGCCCUCCGAGAUGCCCUGAGGAGACUUCUCGAUCUGUUUGGGGACACACUGAAGGCAGCUGUGACCCUAAAGAGCCGGAUCAGUGAGCGUGCGGGGCUCCUCCUGGACCACGAGGAUGCUGCAGAUACAAGUGACGCCCGGUUAGCAGCUGCCGCCCUUGGCGAUAUGUGGUCUGACGAGGGUCUACUGGAGAUAGACAGAACGUUGCCAGAAGGGGCAGAGACAUCUUCCGUGUGUGAAAUUAGCAGUCAUGUGUGUGAAAGCUUCUUCAUCAGCCCUGAAAACACACUGGACUGUGAGCAGCCAAUUAGGAGAGUCUACCAGAGCCUCAGCACGGCCGUGGAGGGCCUCCUGGAGAUGGCCCUGGACUCCUCCAAACAGCUGGAGGAAGCUCGCCAGCUCCAUCGCUGUGUCGAGAGAGAGUUCCGUCACAGGAACGAGGAGAUGGCCCAGGCUAUGCAGAAGCAGCAGGAGUUGCUGGAGCGCCUGAGGGAGGAGAGUGCGGCCAAGGACAGGCUGGCUCUGGAGCUGCACACGGCUAAGGGCCUCCUUGAAGGAUUCAAGGUGGAGAAAGUGGAUCUGCAGGAGGCGCUGGGCAAAAAGGAGGAGUCGGAACAGCAGCUGAUCCUGGAGCUAGAGGAUCUGCGGAAGCAGCUGCAGCAGGCUGCCCGCGAGCUGCUCACUCUGAAGGAGGAGAAGUCGGUCUUGUGGAACCAGAAGGAAACUUUGACUAAUGAAGCAAAAGAAAGAGAAGCUGGCUCUCCUGUCUUGCCAGCACACAAGGACACAGCACUGCAGGAGGAGGUGGAAUCUCUUACCAGAGUCCAGUGGGAGUCCAGGAAGCAGUCUGAAAAGGACCGCGCCACCCUACUCUCUCAGAUGCGCGUCUUGGAGUCUGAGUUGGAGGACCAGCUUGUGCAGCACCGGGGCUGUGCCCAGCUGGCUGAGGAAGUGGCUACCCUGAAGCAGCAGCUGGCUGCCCUAGACAAGCACUUACGUAGCCAGCGUCAGUUCAUGGAUGAUCAAGCUGCCGAGCGUGAGCAUGAGCGGGAAGAGUUCCAGCAGGAGAUCCAGAGGCUGGAGGGGCAGCUCCGCCAGGCAGCCCGGCCACGGCCUCCCGGGCCCCGGGACAGCCAGUGCGUCCAGUUAGACGAGGAGGUGGAGUUGUUACAAGAAAAACUGAGAGAAAAAUUAGAUGGGUUUAAUGAAUUGGUCAUAAAGAAAGAUUUUGCCGAUCAACAAUUGCUAAUCCAAGAAGAAGAAAUUAAGCGCCUCGAGGAGACAAAUGCCAGCAUACAAAGACAAAUGGUCCAGCUCCAGGAAGAACUGGAAAAACAGAAGAAAAGCAUGGAAGAAUUAAAGGAAAAAGAGAUACUAAAGCAAGAGAACAUGGGUGACUUACUGCUAACAACUGUAUCACGGUCCGGGCUGGAUGAAGCUGGGUGUCCUAUGCUUCCCCAAGGCAGCUCUUCUAGGGGUCCGGAAGCCCAACCAGAUGUAACAGAGAGGGCACUCUUACAGCACGAGAAUGAGGUUGUCCACAGGAGAAACUCUGAGAUUGAUGAGCUGAAAAGCCUCAUCGAGAACUUACAGGAAAACCAGAGGCAAUUACAGAAGGAUAAAGCAGAGGAAAUCGAGCAGCUCCACGAAGUCAUUGAGAAGCUGCAGAGCGAGCUGAGCCUCAUGGGACCCAAGGUGCACGAAGUCAGCGAUCCUCAGGCUGGCAGCCUCCACAGUGAGCUGGCCUGCCUCCGGGGGGAAGGCCUGGGUGGACAGGCACUACGGAGUGAGCUGCAGGCUGCGCAGGCAGCCAAGGAGGUGUUUGGCCAGCUCCUGGCAGACCAGGCCCACGGGCACAGCCAGGCUCUGGAGGCCCUGCAGCAGCGUCUCCAGGACGCAGAGGAGGUUGCUGCAAGACACCUGGCUGAGCUAGAACACUGUGUGGCCCUCAGAGAGGCUGAGGUGGAAGCCAUGGCCUCUCAGAUCCAGGAGUUUGCAGCUACCCUGAAGGCAAAGGAAGCAAUCAUCGAGCAGAGAGAUUUAGAGAUUGAUGCCGUGAACAAGUGGAAAGUAAGCCAUUCCCUGGAGCUGGAGGCCAUCCUUUUGGCUUUGGCUCACUUCCGUCAUGCUCUGGAACAGCAGACCUGUGCCACCCCGGACGAGCCCCCUGAGCUCCGGCAGCUGCGAGUGCAGUGUGCUCGCCUCAGCCACCAGCUACAAGUGCUGUAUCGGCCUUUCCUCAAGUGCCGGAUGCAGUUGGACCAGCACCAGCCUCAUGUGGCAUCUAUUGGCUGUGCAAACCCUUGUGCAGAUGAUGAACUGGAGCAGGAGGGAGUCAGCAACAGGCUGGCCUUGGCUCCCCACAGCCUGGCCGCACAGGCUAAGGAAGAACUGGAAGACUGUCCCCUGGGCAAGGCCAAUCUCAUGGCCCAGGUGAGACAACUUCAGGAGGAACUGGACCACCGCGUGCAUUCCGUGGCCUCCAGGGACACCAACUCGGAAACUUGUAAAUUACAGCAGCCAAACCUGUCGGAAAAUGGGCCACGUAAUCAUUGUUGUAACGGUGAAGAAAGUAAGCCAUCGCCUCCCGAUGAUGUACUUAAUAUUGCCAAAACCACAUGGGAUGUAAUUGAUAUUAUUAAAAAUCAGGAUUUGUUGGUCCAAGUUGAAAUGCCAGAUUUCCCCACUCAAGAAAAGUUAACAUCCCAAGGUGGACCUUUCUCUUCCCAAGCCAGUGGGCACAGCGGCUCCCUCCUCCCAGAGGAGGCGGCUGAGCCCCAGCAGGACCCCGUGAGGGCACUGGACCUGUCGUCCUGGAGCUCCCCUGAAGUUGUCCGGAAGGACCCAUCCUUGGAGCCUCAGCACAGCCUGCCCCUGACCCCGGGCGUGGGCACAGUGAGCCUGCACAGUGUGGACAUCUCACCAGACUGGACAGACCCGCUGCUGCAGGCAGACGUGUCGGGGCUGCUUUGUUACCCGGGCAAGUCUGCAUCAGGCCAGGCCCCACUGUGGGCAGUGGCCCCCUCGGCUGGGAAGCACCAUGCGGAGAGGACAGCCACGGAGAAGGACGUCGAAGACUUUAUCGUAACAUCUUUUGAUUCUCAAGAAUUGUUAACAUCCCCUUCUCAUGAGUUAGCGAGAAGAAGCGAUGGGAGCAGGAAAAGUGAUGGCCCAGACAUUGCUAUGAUGUUGACCCUGGGCUCAGAAGGGUCUGAGACUCCCACCACUGACCUAGUCGCUGCUGCUGCUGCUGCUGUUCCUUUCUCUAGAAGGUUUGUCCAGUCACCAGGAGCAAUGAAGGAGAAGGAGAUCCAUGCAAAGCAAAUGAAGGCUUUGCUGCAGAUGGUGUUUGAUGAGAGCCACCAGAUACUGGCCUUGUCAGAAAGCCAGGACCCCUCUAGUGCACUGAACAAAGGUGAACCACGUGACCCCCUGGAUGGCUUCCCGAGAGACAGUCAGGCCCUUUCGGAGGUGACAACUGACAAAGGAGAGAAGGAAUCUUUGGAAACACACCUUACGUGGAGUGAGGAGCUUUUGCGGGCCAUACAAGAAGUGUUUGCCAGGGAGCAGGAGAAGGCUGAGCUGCAGCCUAGACCUUAUGGUUCAAACCUAGGAGAUUAUAACUCCCUGGUCCAGAGGCUGGAGAAGGUUAUCCAAGAGCAGGGAGACCCGCAGAAGGUCCAGGACCACCUGUGUCUGUCAGACAGGAGCAGCCUGCUAGCUGAGAUUCAGGCCCUGCGUGCUCAGCUCCGCAUGACACACUUACAGAACCAAGAGAAGCUGCAGCAAUUGUGUGCAGCCUUGACGAGCACAGAGGCCCGAGGGAGCCAGCGGGAGCACCAGCUACGAAGACAAGUUGAACUUUUGGCGUACAAAGUGGAACAGGAAAAGUGCAUAGCAAACGAGUUACAGAAAACCUUGAGCAAAGAACAGGAGACGGCGAGCGACGUGCGCAAGCGCCUGGUGGUGGAGCAGAAUGCCGUCCAGGACUUGAAGUCCGAGCUGCACGCCUGUAAGCAGGAGAACACCAGCCUGCUGGAGUCGCUGGACAAGGUGCAGCAGGAAGUCCUGCGGCUCAGGUAUGGCCAUGUGACGUGGUCCUACUGUGGAACUUCUUCUGCUUCGGCUGGCAGAGCUGUGCUGGACGGGAAGGAGAAGGAGCUGAAGGUUGUGCUGGAGGAGCUGGAGUCUGAGCGCGGAAAGGGGCAGGCCCUCCAGGCCCAGCAGGAGGAGCAGCAACUGCGGUACCUGCAGAGGGAGGGCCAGAGCUCCAGGGCCCUGGAGGAGUUGAAACUAUCUUUGGAGAAGCAGCUUGCUCAAAACAACCAACUGUGUGUGGCUUUAAAACACGAGCGUGCGGCCAAAGACAACCUGCAGAAGGAGCUGCAGAUCGAGGCCUCGCGCUGCGAAGCGUUGCUGGCACAGGAGAAGGGCCAGCUCUCAGAGCUGCAGAAGAGCCUGGAGGCUGAGCGGAGCCGCUCACUCGAGCUCUCAGAGGCCCUACAGCACGAGCGCCUCCUGACAGAGCAGCUGAGCCGCAACUCGCAGGAGGCCUGUGCCCGCCAAGAGACACAAGUGCAGCACGCUCUGCUGCGAAAGCUGAAGGCAGAGAAGACUCGUGCGUUGGAGCUGGAGGCCAUGCUUGAAAAGGUGCAGAAACAGGCUGCCCACACCCAGCAGCAGCUGGAGGCUCAGGCUCAGGAGCGCUGCGUAGAGCUCAGGAGAGAGAAGGAGGUAAGUGGCAACCUGAGGUCAGCCGUGGAUGCCUUGCGGACCCACAAACAGGAGCUGGGAUGCUGUCUGCAGAGAGAGAGGGAGAAGGCAGCUUGGUUGCAGGCAGAAUUAGAACAGUUAUCUGCCAGAGUGAAAGAGCAAGAAGCCCGCAAGGACGCAAGGAGGAUGGAGAGGAGGUCGAGCCGCGCAGACCUGGACAAGAGGAAGUGGCAGAGAGACAAGGAGACGCUGCGAGAGUUGGAGAUACAGCGUCAGCGUGAUGAGCAUAAGAUCGAGCAGCUUCAGCGUCUGGUGAGGGAGCUGAGGUGGAAAGAGGAGGUGUCCGGAGGAAACGGCCCUUGCCGGGGCUCCCCCGGCCGGGGUUCUCUGGAGAGGGACCAGUUCCAGGAGCAGCAACAGGAACUGGAGAAGAUCCGGCAGCAGCUACUGUGUGCAGCUGGCCUCCUCACAAGCUUUACCAACCACACGGUAGACAGGACAAUUAAAGAUUGGACGUCAUCAAAUGAGAAGGCGGUGUCAUCCUUAAUGCGCACGCUGGAGGAGCUGAAGUCUGAGCUGAGCAUGCCCACCUCCUUUCAGAAAAAGAUGACUGCAGAACUCCAGGUCCAGCUCAUGAAUGAACUGCUGAGCGACAAUGAUGCCCUCACAAAAGCUGUGGGCAUGGCAACCCGAGAGAAAGCUGAGCUGUGCAGGACCGUCUCCCGGCUCGAGAAGACCCUGAAGCACCACACGCAGAAGGGCUGCGUUCUUAAUAGGCAAAGCAAGUCUUCAUUGAAGCAAGAUGGGACAGAUUUGCAGAGUUCUCUACGGCACUCAGACCCAGAGUGGCACUCGCAGACUACAAGUGGGGACACAAACACCUGCAAUAUCAAAAUGGAAAAGCUGUACCUGCACUAUCUGAGAGCAGAGAGCUUUAGGAAAGCUCUGAUUUAUCAAAAGAAGUAUCUCUUACUGCUGAUUGGUGGAUUCCAGGACUCAGAGCAGGAAACGCUCUCCAUGAUCGCUCACUUGGGGGUCUUUCCUUCCAAAGCAGAUAAGAAAAUUACUAUGUCACGUCCCUUCACCAAGUUCCGCACCGCCGUUCGAGUGGUCAUCGCAGUAUUGAGGUUGCGGUUUUUGGUUAAGAAGUGGCAGGAAGUGGAUCGGAAGGGAGCCCUGGUACACCCCAAAAGCACCCGCCACGGACACCGAACAUCCCAGAGACAACGUUCUCCAUCAGGACCCAGAGCGUCUCUGCCAACCCGAGACACUUCCUCAGGGCCUACCAAGGCCUCUCGGCACAGCCCCAGAUCUGCGGCAGCCGGCUCACCGGGCAAGGAAAGAUCAACUUCGACACCAAGUUCAAGGCUAGAAAGAUCCCUAACUGCUUCUCAAGAUCCUGAGCACUCCUUGACAGAAUACAUCCAUCAUUUAGAAAUGAUCCAGCAAAGACUUGGGGGGUUGCCGCCAGAUUCUACUCAGAAAUCCUGCCACCAGAAGAUUAAACAGUGAAUAAAGUCCUUGCGGCUCUUAACCUUUGACAUUUCUAUUUGAGGAAAGAUGUUUUUUUUUCCUAAGGAAAGCCCAUGAUAUAGUCUGGGACACACACUUCGGAAGUGGUGACACCAGCCCCUAGGAGCCACCGAGAGCUUCCACCUCCACACACUGCUACAUAGAGGGAGCCCGCUGCUCUCAUCCCCACCGCACGCUCCUCCCCGCCCAGCGAGCAGGGGCUGUGCUGGGUCCUGUGCCUGAUGAUGGAGCUCUCUGCCUCCUCCCAGGCAGAAGCUGCUUGCUUUCUUAGCGUGUCAGGAUGGGAAGGUCAGUUGCAAAUGAACACAGAGGAAAAGAGGAAUGUAUUUUUUAAAGACUGUUGUCUGCUGGAUGGAUGGAUGAAUGGUCUUGUAUUAUUGUUGUUGUUGUUUUUGUAAAUCCAUUCAGUUUAUUCUUUUUAUUGGCAAAACAAAUAAAACUAUGUCAAACUUGC